AUGGACUUUUUCGACGUUCGGAAAUUGACAAGCGGCCAAACGAAGGAUGCCAUUCUAUUGGGUGAUGUACGACUUCCAGACUAUUCGGCAAUCGCUUUCCUGCCGGUGAUAAUGAUCGGUGCCGUAGUGUUGGGUAUUUGCGGUGUAUGCCAGUAUAAACGAUGGAAGCAUGAAAAGAAGCAGAUAGCACAUCUCAACCAAUUCUAUGACAUCUUUGAAGGAGCUCCUCUACGUCGAAGAAAAAUGGUCAUGGUCGAUCAUUCUGACAUUGAUGAGGUGAGCCAUGUUGAUAUCAGCUUAGAAAGUGUCCUGAGAAUCCUCCAGCCGUCGUUCACUUCCAGUCUUAGCAUUUUUACCUCCUCCCGAAUGUUUGCCCAGCCGCUCGCUGUUUUUUUUUACACAAUGUGGUAUAAAAAUCAUAAUAAAAAGAAGGCCGUUCACGGCAUUCUUCAAAUCGCUAAGCAAAAUCCGAUUCUGAUAGAUAUUUCUUUUUGCUGGGCAUCUGCACAUUGUCUUUCCCACUCUGCGGCCAAUAACUGGAUGACCACCAUUCUCUCAGUGCCUCGUGAAGGACUGCAGACGACUCAGAUAAGCUAA
Messenger RNA from Haemonchus placei, 597 nucleotides. The record is from the annotation of a GenBank genome assembly. NCBI's taxonomy places the organism in Eukaryota, Metazoa, Nematoda, Chromadorea, Rhabditida, Trichostrongylidae.